CUUUUAAAAUGCCAUUCAUGUUUUCUGUUUCAUUCUUCCACCACUGCAAAAAUAAUUCUUCCUUCCUCCCUAAGAAUAUGGAGUUCCUCUGUUUCUUCACUCUGCUUUUGCUAUCACAGUCUGUUGCAUUGAAUAUAGCAGAGAAAACGCAAACUGCAUGCGAAAUGUGUUUAGAAUGUGAGAAUCCAUGUGAUCAGCCACCACCGCCGCAAGAGAUACUCUGUCCUCCACCUCUUCCACCGCCUCCCCCGCCUCAGAUACUCUGUCCUCCACCUCUCCCACCACCUCCACCGCCUCCGCUAGAGAAUUUCUGUCCGCCACCGCCUUCACCACCACCGCCUUCUCCUCCUCCGCCACCUCCAUCACCGCCACCGCCGUGUACGCACUGCCCACUACCACUUCCACCACCGCAGCCGCCCAUUUGUGACGAAUGCGUUCAUAACAAACCGAGGCCGCCCAUCAUUAUCACCGCAGCAGCAGCGUCACGGGAGGUUUCAGCUUCUAUAAGCUUCGCAACUGCUCUUGCCUUGCUCGUCUCUUCUCUGCUUCAUUAAUCUUGCUAGCGAUCUUCGGCCUUUCAUGUCUCUUCAUUAUUAUUCUUACAAUCACUAAGUGGGGUUUUUAGUUGUAUUAUUCAAACUAUCCAUUUUGGUUUGUGUCUCUAAUUAUCCUCUGUCCUCAAAUAAAUAUUUUGACUUGUUGUUUAAAAAUAGUUAGGUUUGCUAAUUCCUUUAUUACUGGUUCAAUAAUUUUACUGUUAUUAUUUUGUUCA
Molecule: messenger RNA, 772 nt
Organism: Brassica napus (rape)
Lineage: Eukaryota; Viridiplantae; Streptophyta; Magnoliopsida; Brassicales; Brassicaceae
Product: leucine-rich repeat extensin-like protein 3
Exons: 1
Coding region: 9-554 (181 amino acids)
Source: RefSeq, a predicted model, not a curated record